Chlorocebus sabaeus (green monkey) is the source of this 2242-nucleotide messenger RNA. It is a transcript of the gene DNAAF10, whose product is annotated as dynein axonemal assembly factor 10. Lineage: Eukaryota; Metazoa; Chordata; Mammalia; Primates; Cercopithecidae. The record is from RefSeq and is a predicted model, not a curated record. Gene Ontology annotation, molecular function: protein binding.
CAGAAUACGGAAAGCGGGAGGGACAAAUUGCCAAUGUUUGGAGUCUGGUUUCCAGGUUAGUGUUUUGGGGGGCUCUGGGUGUGGCGGUUGUCGGAACUGAAAUUGGCUGCACCAUGUCGGCCUUCGAGAAGCCUCAGAUCAUCGCCCAUAUCCAGAAGGGCUUCAACUACACGGUGUUUGACUGUAAAUGGGUGCCCUGCAGCGCCAAAUUUGUGACCAUGGGCAACUUCGCACGGGGCACCGGCGUCAUUCAGCUGUACGAGAUCCAGCACGGGGACCUGAAGCUGCUUCGAGAGAUUGAAAAGGCCAAACCUAUUAAAUGUGGAACAUUUGGUGCAACAUCUUUACAGCAGAGAUAUUUAGCUACUGGAGAUUUUGGUGGAAACCUUCAUAUAUGGAAUUUAGAAGCUCCAGAGAUGCCAGUAUAUUCUGUAAAGGGCCAUAAAGAAAUUAUAAAUGCCAUAGAUGGUGUAGGUGGACUAGGAAUUGGAGAAGGAGCACCUGAAAUUGUGACCGGCAGCCGAGAUGGAACCGUGAAGGUAUGGGACCCAAGGCAAAAAGAUGAUCCUGUUGCUAAUAUGGAACCUGUACAAGGAGAAAACAAGAGAGACUGUUGGACUGUGGCAUUUGGCAAUGCUUAUAAUCAAGAAGAACGUGUUGUUUGUGCUGGUUAUGACAAUGGGGAUAUCAAACUAUUUGAUCUCAGAAAUAUGGCAUUACGGUGGGAGACAAACAUCAAAAAUGGGGUAUGUAGCUUGGAGUUUGACAGAAAAGACAUAAGUAUGAAUAAGUUAGUAGCCACAUCUCUGGAAGGAAAGUUCCAUGUUUUUGACAUGAGAACACAGCAUCCAACCAAAGGUUUUGCCUCUGUUUCGGAAAAGGCUCAUAAAUCCACUGUGUGGCAGGUCCGACACCUGCCGCAGAACAGGGAGCUCUUUCUGACAGCUGGAGGCGCCGGCGGCCUUCACCUCUGGAAGUAUGAAUACCCUAUUCAGCGGUCAAAGAAAGAUUCUGAGGGAAUAGAAAUGGGAGUCGCAGGUUCUGUAAGCCUUCUGCAGAAUGUUACGUUGUCCACCCAGCCCAUUUCAAGUUUGGAUUGGAGUCCAGAUAAAAGGGGUCUUUGCGUCUGUAGUUCAUUUGACCAAACGGUGAGAGUACUAAUCGUUACGAAACUCCAUAAAAUUUGACUUCAAGACUUUGGACUCACAGAAUUUAAGAUAGGUUCUGGAAUCCUCUGACCCUCAUUGAACAAAGCUGGAUUUGGCUGAUGACAAAAACCCCCAGACACAAGCCCCUGGGCCAGCCUCCAGCCUCUCCUGGGGCGUGUUUGCCAACUUGCUUGCUGCUGCGCGUGGGUAUCAGAAGCACCGAGUAAACUGUCUCCAGGGCCAGUGCUUUUCUUCUCCCUUCCAUUUCUAAGUCAAUAGUUGUCUAUAAUUAAACAUAUUUCAGAUUUGUUCUGUGUCCCUGAAGUUCCAUAUUUUAUCUUUAUGCUUGUGUUAUGUUUUAGUGUCUAUAAUGUUGUGGUGGGAAUCAUUUCAUUUGGUUUAAAAGAGUUUGCCUUGGAAAAACUGAAUUAUCCUUCAGAAAUACAUUUUGAGAGAUUUCAGUGUCAGUACGUUUCUGGACAUAAUAUUAUUGUAUAAAAUAUCAAAAUGGUGGGCCAGGCAUGGUAGCUCACGCCUGUAAUUCCAGCACUUUGGGAGGCUGAAGUGGGCAAAUCACGAGGUCAGUAAUUCGAGACCAGCCUGGCCAACAUGAUGAAACCCCAUCUCUACUAAGAAUACAAAAAAUUAGCUGGGCGUAGUGGCGGGCGCCUGUAAUCCCAGCUACUCCGGGAGGUGGAGGUUGCAGUGAGCCGAGAUCGCACCACUGCACUCCAGCCCUGGCGACAGAGUGAGACUCUGUCUCAAAAACAAAUAUAUAUAUAUAAAAAAUAUCUCAAAAUGGCAUGGUUGGUCUAGAUUUGGGUAACUAUUUUCAGCAAUUUAAUUCAUAAAACAAAAUGCUAUGAUUUAUAAAGCUCUUUUUUACUUAAAAUACAGGAAUUGAAUUGGUGAGGCUUUUGGUUAUUGACUGUGGUAAGUGGUGGUGAAAUGUACACGAUUGUAGGGGUUUUGUAGUCUUAUUUUUGGUCAUACUUUAAAAAUGCAUUUUAUGAAUAAACUUCUGUUUUUGAGAUCUACAGAAGCUUUGAUUCUGUUACCUUAACAGUAGUAAUAAAGUUAACGUUUUCACAUCA